Messenger RNA from Gossypium raimondii (Peruvian cotton), 1708 nucleotides. Its product is annotated as oligouridylate-binding protein 1B. Lineage: Eukaryota; Viridiplantae; Streptophyta; Magnoliopsida; Malvales; Malvaceae. The transcript is spliced from 12 exons. Gene Ontology annotation, molecular function: mRNA binding. The record is from RefSeq and is a predicted model, not a curated record. The coding region runs from base 162 to 1430 and encodes 422 amino acids.
UUAGAGGCCUUUUUUUUUUCUUCCUCUUUCAUUUUUUUUCCUUUUCUCGAGGUCCCCUUACACUUCGAACCCUAGCAGAGGAGAAGAAGAGAAUAAAAAGGGUUCUUUUCUCGCAUACCAAACAUACAGAUUUGUUUUUCCUUGAAAAUCGCCGAGGAAAAAUGCAGCACCUGAGGCUGAAGCAACAGCAACAAGCCCUGAUGCAACAAGCUCUCCUCCAACAACAGUCUCUCUAUCACCCUGGCAUCUUAGCUCCUCCACAGAUAGAGCCAAUCCCAAGUGGAAAUCUGCCUCCUGGUUUUGAUCCAAGUACUUGCCGCAGUGUGUAUGUGGGAAACAUCCAUUCACAAGUGACUGAACCACUACUUCAAGAGGUUUUUGCAAGUACAGGUCCUGUUGAAGGUUGCAAGCUUAUCAGAAAGGAAAAGUCAUCAUACGGAUUCGUCCACUACUUUGAUCGUCGAUCAGCUGCUCUCGCUAUAUUGUCUCUAAAUGGAAGGCAUUUAUUUGGACAGCCUAUCAAGGUCAAUUGGGCAUAUGCUAGUGGUCAGAGAGAGGAUACAUCAGGUCAUUUUAACAUUUUUGUAGGGGAUCUCAGUCCUGAGGUUACUGAUGCAAUGCUGUAUGCAUGCUUUUCUGUCUAUCACAGUUGUUCGGAUGCGAGGGUUAUGUGGGAUCAGAAAACUGGGCGUUCAAGAGGAUUUGGGUUUGUUUCAUUCCGCAGUCAGCAGGAUGCACAAAGCGCAAUUAAUGACUUAAGUGGAAAGUGGCUUGGCAGUCGACAGAUCCGUUGUAACUGGGCAACAAAAGGUGCUGGUAGCAAUGAUGACAAGCAAAGCUCUGAUGCCAAAAGUGUCGUUGAACUUACCAAUGGUUCAUCAGAGGAUGGUAAAGAGACCACCAAUAAUGAGGCUCCUGAGAAUAAUCCUCAAUAUACUACUGUUUAUGUGGGCAAUCUUGCUCCAGAGGUCACCCAACUUGAACUCCACCGUCACUUCCACGCACUUGGUGCUGGGGUGAUUGAGGAGGUUCGGGUCCAGCGUGACAAAAGCUUUGGCUUUGUGAGAUACAGUACUCAUGCUGGGGCAGCUUUGGCUAUUCAGAUGGGGAACACUCAGUCAUUUUUAUGUGGCAAGCAAAUUAAGUGCUCUUGGGGCAGCAAACCUACACCACCGGGGACAAGUUCAAACCCACUUCCCCCACCUGCAGCUGCACCUUUACCGGGCCUUUCAGCGAUUGACCUAUUAGCUUAUGAAAGGCAACUUGCCAUGAGCAAAAUGGGUGGCGUUCAUGCUCUAAUGCACCCUCAGGGACAGCAUCCUCUGAAGCAAGCAGCAAUGGGAGUGGGUGCUGCUGGAGCAAGCCAGGCUAUAUAUGAUGGUGGGUUCCAGAAUGUUGCUGCUGCCCAGCAGCUAUUGUACUAUCAGUAAUAAAGAUAGAGUUUGUGUGAUAAUAUCCUUAUUUCCUGCAUUUGCAGGUUUUAUUUGAGUUCUUAAGCAUAAGAUUUAGGAGGCUUUUUUUAGCAGUGAAGCUGCAUCCUGCUUUUAUCUAUAGCAUAUGUUUGCCUAUUGUAUCCAUCUUUACUUAUGUUUAUUGAGUUUUAAACACGGCUAGGAAAGCUUUUUAAUGUAUUCUCUCCUAUAUGUUUGAUACGGUACCGACUGUUUCAUUGGAUAUAUAUAAAGCAUAUUUAUAGCUUUCUCUGGAA